AUGCUGUCCUGUUUCUUGUUCCUUUCGAAGAACAUCAAUGCCUCGCUGGUGUCCCUACAUAGAGCGCGCCGCGGCUUCGCGCUCCCGUCGCGCUGGGCCCCGAGGCGCUCCUGGGGUCCCUGGCCGGCUGCCCCCUGCCGCCCGCUGGCCGCCUCUGCCUUCUCCUGGGAUCCUCCCGGGCUCACCACCCCCUCCAGGGUGCGCCAAAACUACCACCCCGAGUCGGAGGCCGCCAUCAACCGCCAGAUCAACCUCGAGCUCUACGCGUCUUACGUGUACUUGUCCAUGGCCUAUUAUUUCUCCCGGGAUGAUGUGGCCUUGAACAACUUCGCCAGGUAUUUCCUUCACCUGUCCCGAGAGGAAACAGAACAUGCGGAGAAACUGAUGCGCCUGCAGAACCAGCGGGGAGGCCGGAUCUGCCUGCAGGAUAUCAAGAAACCCGACCUGGAUGACUGGGAAAGUGGGCUGAAAGCCAUGGAGUGUGCGCUGCUCUUGGAAAAAAAUGUGAAUCAGUCGUUGCUGGAAUUGCACGCUCUGGCCUCAGACAAAGGUGACCCCCACCUGUGUGACUUUCUGGAAACUAAUUAUCUGAAUGAGCAAGUGAAGUCAAUCAAAGAACUAGGAGACCAUGUACACAACUUGGUUAAGAUGGGGGCCCCAGAUUCUGGCCUGGCGGAGUACCUUUUUGACAAACACACUCUUGGAAGUGAAAACAAGCAGAACUAA
Trichechus manatus latirostris (Florida manatee) is the source of this 726-nucleotide messenger RNA. It is a transcript of the gene FTMT, whose product is annotated as ferritin mitochondrial. The transcript has a single exon. Gene Ontology annotation, cellular component: cytoplasm; mitochondrion. Gene Ontology annotation, molecular function: ferrous iron binding; ferric iron binding. The record is from RefSeq and is a predicted model, not a curated record. Gene Ontology annotation, biological process: intracellular iron ion homeostasis; iron ion transport. Lineage: Eukaryota; Metazoa; Chordata; Mammalia; Sirenia; Trichechidae. The coding region runs from base 1 to 726 and encodes 241 amino acids.